CAGGCACAGAGACUGAGGGACCUGCUGCAGCUCGGUUGGCGGAGAGGGAGGGCCUCGCUGCCGUCGCUGCACGGCCGGUGCCGGACGGAGCCCCUGGACUCCCAGGAUCCUUGCCAGGGAGGAGACAGCCGUCUGUUGGGGCCUAAGCGUGGCUGGGGGACAGCCCGUUGGUCCUGGAAUGCCCCUACCCAAGCACAGCGAGCAGGAGGCUGAGAGCGUGAAGGCCGGCCAGGAGCCGUCCCCUGAGCCCCCUGAGCCGGGCACAGAUGUCGUCCCCGCAGCCCCCAGGAAGCCCAGGAAGUUCUCCAAACUGGUCCUGCUGACGGCCUCCAAAGACAGUGCCAAAGUGGCUGGGGCCAAGCGUAAAGGAGUGCACUGCAUCAUGUCCCUGGGGGUGCCCGGCCCCGCCACCCUCGCCAAGGCCCUCCUGAAGAUCCAUCCCGAGGCUCAGCGGGCCAUUGAGGCAGCCCCCCAGGAGCCGGAGCAAAAACGCAGCAAGCUGGACACAGACAGAAAAGCAGCUGGAAGGUUGGCAGGGCAGCCUGCUUCCAGUCCCUCGCAGGGCGGGGAGGAGUCCACCGUGUGUCCCAACACGCCCAGCGAGUCCCCGUCACCCUGACAACGGCGGCCGGCCUUGCUGGGUCAGUGAACUUGGCUGUGACUUCUCCCUGGGGCCCAGUCGCCACUGGUUUUCACUCUUAACAUUGUGUCAUUUUUUUCAGAUCAAGCAUAAGUUACUUCUGUAAGCAGAAAAAAAAAUUCAGGAAAGAGAAUAAAAGAAGCUGUACACUCCGU
Diceros bicornis minor is the source of this 795-nucleotide messenger RNA. It is a transcript of the gene FLYWCH2, whose product is annotated as FLYWCH family member 2. Bases 179 to 619 code for a protein of 146 amino acids. The transcript has 3 exons. NCBI's taxonomy places the organism in Eukaryota, Metazoa, Chordata, Mammalia, Perissodactyla, Rhinocerotidae. The record is from RefSeq and is a predicted model, not a curated record.